AUGGUCACUGACAGCCAAGACGACGUCUACCGCAACUACGAGUUCGACUACGAUGCCAUCAUGCAGAGGCUCCACGAUCAGGGCGACGUUCAUGAAAAUGAAGGUUUUUUCCUCGAGAACGAACUCAGGAAAAUGGAGCAAGGGCAAAUCCACGGCGCUCCGGGGCCGUACGGCGGACCUCUUCACAACGCGGUUCCCUCCUUUUUGUUUCCAGACGACGAACGCAGCGUACUUAACACAUCGUUUUCCGACGACCGUCCUUUCUUCAAUGCUUCUUGGAAAGGAUACACAGACUUUCGCGACGAGAAGCAGCGGGAGAAGACCAGCACAACGGGUGAAACUGGCCUUCCCAGCCACGAAAAACUCCGAGGAACGCGCGAGAGUUUACGGCCCCUGCAACUGACUCUGCCUCUGUCGCCCUCUAAGUUCGGGCGCUUACAAACUACAACGUCGCAUGUACACAAUGACGAAGACUUUGUUCGGGACGACACGCGAAACGGGGAGUUUUUCGAUUUGAGAUCCGGGUCGGGCAGAGAAGACAUUGAGGAAGGGAAGGCGGAAGCAGCUAGGGAAGGGGAAAGAUACCGAGAGGCUGCAGCGAAGGAGAAAGGCGCGUAUCGCGUGUUUGCGGCAGACGAAACUUACCUUAGCCGAUGGGGAGACGAACUCGAAGUUGAGAAUGACUAUUUCGCCGGCGGGCCGGAAAGCGCUGAUGCUCACGAGCGGAAUCUCCAACAGCCUGACUCAAUGCAUGGCUGGCAUCCUGAAAACGUCCGAGCAAAAGAGCGAAAUUGCGAUUCGUUCCACGAGAGAGCCCCCGCCAAGGCAAACGAACAGAGGAAACUCGAAUUGCCUUUGUUUUCUCUGGAAGACUUGCCGCUUAGAGAAGACGCAGCCACUGAACCUAGUCCUAAACGCCUCCACUUAAGAGACGCCCGUGCAGGACACGGAAGGGAAGGAACGGGGCCGGAUUCGACUCACGAAGCCGGAAAGGCCAGCCGGAAGGUUCUGUGGGAUCGAGUUGCCUUCGCUUCUCCGGGACUUCCUUCGCUGCUCAUUUCUCCCACUCUCUCUCUGUCGGAGAAGCAGAGACAGUGGAAGGAGUUCUGGAACCAUGUCGACUCGCUGCAAGCACAGAUUGAGCAUGCACAGACACUCGCUCUCCUGACUAUUCGAUUUCACCUGUCUUCUCCAAUGCUCGGCUUGAUCAUGCCCGUCGUAUCGACAGCCCACGUUUGCUGCCUUUCCCUUUUGCGGCUGGAAGCACUCAUCGACGCCACACUCUUUUUUUAA
Toxoplasma gondii ME49 is the source of this 1293-nucleotide messenger RNA. RefSeq lists its product as hypothetical. Lineage: Eukaryota; Apicomplexa; Conoidasida; Eucoccidiorida; Sarcocystidae. The record is from RefSeq and is a predicted model, not a curated record. Bases 1 to 1293 code for a protein of 430 amino acids. The transcript has 4 exons.